Messenger RNA from Trichobilharzia szidati, 6429 nucleotides. The record is from the annotation of a GenBank genome assembly. Lineage: Eukaryota; Metazoa; Platyhelminthes; Trematoda; Strigeidida; Schistosomatidae.
GAAAUACCAUUUAUUGUAAAUAUGGAUGAUGACUCUCCGACUACUUCACCAUAUCACACAACAGGUCCAUUCUCAGAUACUAGUUUUGAAGAUAUAUCCUCAGAGCACAGCCCAGAUUCAUCCUUGGAUGAAUUCAGUGAUAUAGAUUGGGAUUAUAAUGAAAGUCUUUUAAAACCUGAGUCGGCAGAAGGUUCCACGCAUUCUCCAGAGGCAACAACUUCUUAUGCCGAAAUCAGUGGAUUUUAUGGACAAGAAGAAAUUAAACAGAAGUUAGAAAGUAUAAAUUAUUCACCUCAAAAAAGUCUACCGCUAUCUGAUUAUUAUAUGUCCUUGGAUUCAUCGAGUGACGAACCUGAGCACAAACCCCAACCGUUUCUGCAUUAUUAUAAUGAUGACAGUAGCUCUGAUGAAGUAAAGAGAGCUGAAAAAUCGGACGAAGAGGUGAUGAAGUCGGUGAAACCGUCUUUCAAUCGAAAUGUGAAUUUUAAUACUAAAAUUUUCAAUAAGGGUCAUGUUCAACAGAGUAGUCUAACUUCAGUGGCUCGAAAAAAGACCAUGUUGGCAAAGGCAGUGAGUCGUAAACUUCUAUAUUCAAAGUUGUCUAGGCGCACGCCUGUUCAACUCGCUGAGAAUACAAAUUUAUGGCAGGUUGGGGAAUUAGUUUGGGCACGUUCACUUCCACCCGACAAUUUCCCUUGGUGGCCCGCCAUAGUGGUUGCAAAGCCAAAAAAAUAUUCGGAGUCAGAAACAGUACCCGCCACAUAUCGAGUUUGUCUACUGGGUCUCAUUCGACCGCUAACUUUUCUCACUCUUCCACAGACUCGUUUACGACUUUAUGCUGGUAGAGAAGAGUAUGAGUCUUUUUAUCGGAAGACUGUUUUGGAAGCAAAAAACAAACUGCGGGCUCUACGUCAAUUCGCUAUUCAGCCAAGCCUACAGGAAGCAUGGUUUCGUGCUAGAGAUGCUGCAGCUGAGGCGAAGUUGGCUAAACCACGGCCUGCUGGUCGAUUAGCAUUGUUUCCAUGGAUAACUGAUCCAGCGUUUCUUAAACUUGAUCCACUGGCUGAUUAUGUUAGAAAGAAUACUGGAAAAUACACAUUGUUUGGUAAAUCACGUAAGCGUACCCACUCGGAAGAUAGUAGUUCUUCAUCAGAAGAUUCAGACACAUCGCCUGCUUCUGACAGUGAUGCUGAUUCUAAAGGGAAACACGGUCCAGGUUCUCAUGUCUCUUCGUCGACUACUUCAGGCAGUUCAUUUGGACCUCGAAAACCAUUAAAACCUUCAAAUGAUGAUUCCAAGAAUGAUAGAAAAACUGGCCUCCGUUGGAUAGAUUUGGCGAAUUCUUUUGAAUUUGAAAAACUACGCUUUGGUUAUACUACACCGAAGCAUUACUUUUUAUGUUGUGUUUGUGGUGAAUGCCAUCCAGCAUGGAGUGCUGGUAAUAAUAACACUACUACUACUACUACUACUACUACUGCUACUACUACCACGAACAGUAGUAGUCAAUCAACUCCACGGAAUACUGUUGGCCUGGCACCACUCACACCAGAUAUGAACACUGGUUUCGAUCCACAGAAAACCUGUAGUCAAUCAACACAAUCUGACAGGGUGGAGAAUACAGUAGUUAUGCCAUGUGCUGGUGGCUGUGGGAAUUAUCUACACUUAUAUUGUGCUCCGCAUAUAUUUUAUAGGAUUAUAAAGCAUAAAAUUUGUGAAAAUAAUGGUACAGAUGAUGGCGGGGGUGGUGGUGGUGGUGGUGGGAAAGACACACCAAUGACAAAUGCAGGGUAUACUGAAUCCUCAGUACAACCUAAUCCAGUGUGUAGUUUGUGCUUAGCUGGGCUAAGACAGUGCUUCAUUUGUUAUCUAACUCAUCCUGACCCCAGUUUGACUAACCUUCAAACCCCUAAUGGCUAUGAAACGCCUAUGUUCUAUGGCAAUUCCGAACCACCUGUAGUCGUCGAUAAAGGCAUCUCUGAAGUAACCAUGAAAAUGGAAGAGGAUACAACUGCCGCUGCUGCUGCUACUCCUACUCAUCAUCAUCAGAAAGACAUCCAGCCAGUAUUAGAAUCGAAUAAAUCUGAUCAUCAAUUGAUACGCUGUUCAGUUCGUUCGUGUCGACGAUGGUUUCAUCCUAGCUGUCUGCGUAAGCCUCCUUUUGCAAUUGUUGUUCGUGAACGACGUGCCGGUGCUUUCUCGUGUCCUGCGCAUACAUGUUUAGCGUGUACAGCUGAAACACCUGGGACAAUGCCACGUCCAUCUGCACAUUUUAUUCGUUGUGUUAUGUGUCCCGCCGCUUAUCAUCCAGGCGAAUGGUGUCUACCGGCUGGUAGUAAAGAAGUGGCGCCUAACUUAAUUAUCUGUCCACGUCAUUCUUUAGAAAAUGAAUGUAAACUCUACUGUGCACCGCCUAAUAUACAACUGGAAUUACCGCCAGCUGCACUGUUGAAAAUGUUUAAGCCAACUAAUGUCUCUUGGUGCUUUAUCUGUUCUAAGGGUGGACGUAUUAUAUGCUGUGAAAGUUGUCCAGCAUCGUUUCAUGAAGAAUGUCUUAAAAUUGAUGAGGUACCAGAUAAAUUUAUCUGUGAAGAUUGUACAAAUGGUCGAAUGUUACGUUAUGGUGAGAUUGUAUGGGCACGUUUACCACCAAGUCUCCAGUCAUAUCAUCAACGUUGUUUAAAAUUAUCUGUUGCAUAUAAUUCCCAUCGUUUACCGGGAGUAUUUCGUCCUAAUGAAUAUGCCUCGCUUACAUCUGGUAUGUAUUGGUGGCCAGGAGAAUUAGUUCAUCCACAACAUUUACCAACAAGUCAACAUUCUGUAAAAGAUGAUAGCCAUAAUAACAACAGUCAAACAUUUGCAAUUAAUUUUCAACCAACAAGUAAUCCAACAUUGCCUACAUCUAAUAAUAUCCUCGGUUCAGUAUUUGUUCGUUUAUACGGUCUGACGAAUAGUCUUUCAACGAAACAUUCACGUCCUGUUUAUUUAUUGACAACACGGGCUAGAUUAUUUCCAUAUGAAGAAGGUGAUGAUAAACGAAGAGGAAGUAGUUCUAGCUCAAGUGAUGACGACGAUGAAUCUACUGAAUCUGGACGUGGUGAAGAAAGUGACAUUGUCAAGAAAAAGGCCACUUCAUCAUCAAAACAACGGGCUGAUCGUAAUCGUCGUAAAAAGCAGGAUGAUGGUGAAGAUGAAGAUCCAUUGUUAGAAUUGAAUCCCAGUAAUUUUCUUGUUGAAGAUAGUACUAAUACUACUAGGAAUAAUAAUAAUAACAUUAAUAAAACACCCGAAUCAGGUAAUACUUCAUUAGAAUCAUCCAAUACUACUACAUCAGCUAACAAGUUAACAACUUAUAAUCGUUUACCACGUUAUCCAUAUUUAAGACCACGUAGAAAUCGAUAUUUAAAUGAUGAGAAUUCAAGUAAUUGUAAUAAUACAGGACUUCUGUCUAAUCAACGUACCCCACCAUCUGUGAUUCGACGUAGAAAAUUUAUUUAUAAUGCUGCAAUCAAACAAGCUGCUCGGGGUUGGCUUAAAAGACGUGAAAAAUUCUCCAAGCUAUUAGGCAGAAAACGACGUCCUGAUUAUUAUAAACCAAUUAAAGUGAAUUGGCCAAUUGGCUCUGUUCGUGUCUAUCGUCUUACUGAUUCAAGUGAAGCUCUACGUUGUGAUUGUAUUAAGGAUUCAGAAGAUCCAUGUGGACCAACUAGUAAUUGUAUAAAUCGUGAAUUACACUAUGAAUGUCUGCCUAGUGCAUGUCCAAAUGGAGAAGCAUGUCGUAAUCAACGGUUCACAAAACGUCUUUAUCCACCUCAACAACCAUUUUGGACAGGUGAUGAACGCGGCUGGGGAUUAAAAACCAUGGUGCCAAUUCGUGCGGGAGAAUUUGUUAAUGAAUACAUUGGUGAUUUAAUUGAUGAAGAUGAAGCGAAUCGACGUUUAAGAUUUGCUCAUGAAAAUAAUAUAACUAAUUAUUAUAUGAUGAAAUUAGAUAGUCAACGUAUUAUUGAUGCUGGACCUAAGGGUAAUCUAUCCCGUUUCAUGAAUCACUCGUGUGAUCCUAAUUUGAAUACACAAAAAUGGACUGUAAAUGGUGAUAAUAGAAUUGGAUUAUUUGCUGUCAGAGAUAUCGCUGCUGGUGAAGAGUUAACCUUCAAUUAUAAUUUUGUUGCAUUGGGUCAAGAACGUUUAAAUUGUCGAUGUGGAGCUUCAAAUUGUGUUGGAUUUUUAGGUGCACGUUCAGAGUCCUCAAAUAAUAAUAAUAAUGGUAAUACUGCACAAGUUGGUACUGCUACUAAUAAUAAUAAUAGUAGUAAUGGUACAUCUGCUAAUUCUUGUUCUGAGUCGAACAGUUCAUCAACUGUUCCAGUGAAUGCAGAUACAAUUCGUGGAUCUAGGCGGAAUACUUCACAAGGUGGUAGCAGUGGUAACUCACGUGCAGGUGGUACUGAAAAAGCGCAUACAAAUCAUGAUGGACGUGAUUCAGUUUCCAGUAGAACUCCCAUUUCAACUGUGUCGAAUCAUUCAAUGGCAAGCGGAAGAAAUAGUUCAGGAAGUGUAAUGAAUACUUCAGCGUGUAAAGACAAGUGUGUUGAAACGAAAUGCUUCCGAUGUGGUAAAGUAGAAGCUCCUGUUGGCCAUCGUUCAUUACAAUCUUCUGAAUUAUCAAAUUCAAUAUAUCCUUCAAUUACUGCUACUACUACGCCUACAAAUACUAUUUCCUCAUCAAAUAAACGUGGACUCAAGCGUGAAUUAGAAAGACUUGUUGCAGCUGUGACUCAUCAUCAGUCACCAAUUAAACACAAACAAUCUCGACUUAGUAGUGGUAGUGCUGGUUCCUCUUUGAAAUCUUCUAAUAUGAUGAAAACAAUCAAAGCAGAAGAUCAUGAUGAUGAGAAUGAUGCCGACAACGAUGAUGAUGAUGAGGAUGAAGAUGAUGGUGAUGGCGUUGAUGGUGAUGAUAAACAGAGAUUGAAAAAAUCAUCAUCCGAUUUAAUUGUGUGCAGUAAAUCUGAUUGUCCAAAAGUAUAUCAUUUAUUCUGUUUAGAUUUAGAUGCACCGCCUGUUAGUGGUCGAUGGUUUUGUCCUUGGCAUCAUUGUGAUGCAUGUGGUCGUCCUUCGCAUGUCUUCUGUUCCAUAUGUCCAUCUUCAUUUUGUUUAGCGCAUGUUGAAGGCAGUAUUAUUGUACUGCCACCAAUCAUACCGAAACGUAAAUCUAGGUCAACUAACAAUCGAUCUAAUAAUAAUAAUAAUAGCAACUCUUCUGCUGAAGAUGCCCUUCUUGCACGAAUUGUAUGCAUGUCUCAUUAUGAAUUAGUGGAGAAAAUGUCCAAAACAACAACAACUACUAGUCAUGGAAUAAGUUCAGUUAAUACUCCUGCUCCGUCUCCGCCGCCUCCGCUGCCUGCUCCUUCUUCUCCCCCAUCACCUCCUCCUCCUCUGCAUUCCAAUCCGUCAACACCGACAGCCGAUAAUAAUCAUAAUAAUGAUAAUAAUUCACUCCUAACUGAAGAGCCAGGCGAAAUUGAAAAAGACGACAAAGAAAACGCAGAAGUAGGCAAAUUUGAAGACAAAACGGUAGUAGAAAGCGAUGAAGACAAAGGCGGUGUGGAAAGAGACGAUAAAGAUGAUGAAAGAGUAGAAGUAGACGAAGAUAGUGUAGAAAGGAACGAAGAAGAAGAGGAAGAAGGUGUAGAAAUGGAUGAGGAUAAAGAGAGAGUAGAAUUUAAAGAAGAUGCUGUGCAAAGUAUUGAAAACAUAGAAAUAGACGAAGAAAAUGAAGAAGAAGGUGUAGAGGAAGAUACAGUAAUCAUGGAAGACGAAAGAGAGGAAGAAGUAGAAAGAGGCGAAGAUCAAGAAGAAGGAGAACGAAUGGAAGAAGAUGUAGACAAUAAUGAUGAAGCAGAGCAGUUGAAUAGUGUAGAGUCGUCAGGGUUGUGGACUAUAAGAACAUAUAGUAGUAGUAGUAGCAGUAGUGGUCAAUCAAUAGAGGCGAAUACUCUACACGACGAUACUACCACUACUAUUACUAAUUAUAAUAAUGAUGAUAUGAAUAACAAUAUCAGUAACGAUAGCCAAUCUCCUUCUCCUCCUCCUGCUGUUGCUUCUUCCCCUUGUUCGUCUGUUACUUUCGAGUGAACUGUGUAGAAUGAUGACUCCCUCUUAAAGGCUGUGUGUAAGCCCUAGAUAACAAAUGGUGGAACUACUGAAACAAACAUAGAGUGUAAAUAUAGGUGUAUAUGUGUGUGUAUAUAGGUGUGUCUGUGUAUCUGUAUGUCUGUGCAUCUGUGUGUGUGUCUAUGUAUAAAUGUGAAAUGAUCAAUUAAUUGAUCAACUAUAUAUUUUAUUUUAAUGUAUACUUGUACUACUUGUAUAUAUAUACUUAUUUAUUUAACUAUUUAUUGGACGAAUGAUUUGAAAAAAAAGAUGGAC